GGCAGUCCUUGAGGUAUUAGAACGCCUGAGACUGCCUGGGACAUGUUGAGGAAAAAAAAAAAAAAAGUGUAGGGAAGGAGAUGGAUGUAUGGACAGAGGAAAGGGAUGGAUUGUGGAUGUGUUUUCAGACGGUUGAUGGAUACCAUGUGCUCACGGCACUCUUGUCAUGUUGCUUGCUUGUUUUGGUCGGGCGGGCGCAAAAAUGCAUAACGCAGCUAUCUUUUAUGAUUUUCGGUACGGGGUUUUCUGGUGGGAGAGCAGCAGCAAGCGAAGCAUCUCCAACAGACAGCGUGUUGGUAAUUCAUCAUUCUUUUUUUUUUUUUUUUCUUUCUUUUUUUCUCUUUUGGUCGGCGUUAAUGGCAUUUCAUCACGGGAGAACGGACGGAGAAACGGGGGUACGUACGUUUGUCAUGGGACAUGUGGUCGUCCAACGACGACGACGACGACGAGAACACUUAACUACCUAACCUGAUAGGAUAUUUCUCUUAUAAUAAUACUCUUACAAG
This is a messenger RNA of Neurospora hispaniola, 506 nucleotides long. RefSeq lists its product as uncharacterized. The record is from RefSeq and is a predicted model, not a curated record. The transcript has a single exon. NCBI's taxonomy places the organism in Eukaryota, Fungi, Ascomycota, Sordariomycetes, Sordariales, Sordariaceae. Bases 81 to 467 code for a protein of 128 amino acids.